AUGUCCGCGAACGGGUCGGCGGCCAUCGAGCCACGACUCUGCCACGUGCGGAAGACGCCAGACUUCGACGGCUACGGAUUUAAUUUGCACGCAGAAAAAGGCAAACCCGGUCAGUACAUCGGUAAGGUUGACGAUGGCUCUCCGGCAGAGACCGCUGGCUUAAAACGCGGCGACCGCAUCCUCGAAGUGAACGGCCACAGUAUUGCCGGCGAGACCCACAAGCAAGUGGUGGCUCGCAUCAAGGAGCGGCCCGAUGACGCCGAGCUGCUGGUGAUAGCACCGGCCCCGGGGGACCAGAUGCCCGAUUUGGACGUGCCGGUGCCGGAAAAGACCCCUCCGCCUAGCGAAGCGCCCCGGGACAGUCCGUCGCCGACCGAACCUCCUAAGCUGAACCUGCAGAUGACCGCGGCCGAGAUGCGAGCACAUCUCGCCGCCAAGAAGAAGUUCGACCCUAAGAAAGUGCCGAUGGACCUUAGGUCCAAGUUUGACAUCGUGAAGAAACUGUGAUGGUGCGUGAUGAGUGUGCAGUGUGCAUCGACUCGGCGGUGUUGUUGCUUGUUGUGCCGGGUCGUGCUGUGGCCCAGACCGGUCGCGUCCGCCGCGCCCCUCGCCCCUCGCCCCCCUCACACCGACACGGAUAGCUUCUCGCGCGAUUAUCACAUGAAUGUACACAAAUAAUGUGGAACAAUGACAUCAGUUUGGAGUAAAGGUGCGGGCCGUUCUCGUCGCGGACGCGGCUUCGUAUCGUAUCGUACAAUUUAUUAUGAAUUUUAUUUUACAUCAAUGUAAAAUAAUAAUUUAACUUCCUCGAGAAAUUGCCAUUGAUUUGUGUUAUGUACAUUAGUACCUAUUCCGCCAGGGAGCGUAUUAUAGUUAACGUAAUAAUAAAUUUAUAAAUAUAUGUAAUUUAUUAUAUGAAUACAAAUCGUUUUGAUUUUAUUGAAUUGAUUACAUAAAUGUGUAGUUAAUAGUUAUGGUUAAGUGCAAUUAUUGUUUUAUUAUUAUGAAUAAAUUUGUUUUAAAAGCA
Bombyx mori (domestic silkworm) is the source of this 1027-nucleotide messenger RNA. Its product is annotated as Na(+)/H(+) exchange regulatory cofactor NHE-RF1. The record is from RefSeq and is a predicted model, not a curated record. Gene Ontology annotation, molecular function: protein binding; protein-membrane adaptor activity. The transcript has a single exon. Bases 1 to 507 code for a protein of 168 amino acids. NCBI's taxonomy places the organism in Eukaryota, Metazoa, Arthropoda, Insecta, Lepidoptera, Bombycidae. Gene Ontology annotation, cellular component: apical plasma membrane. Gene Ontology annotation, biological process: protein localization to plasma membrane.